AUGUCGGCCUGCGCGGUGGCGGCUGCCGCUGCGCGAGGCCGCUGCUUGGCAGCGGCGGCGCUAAGCCGGGCCAGGGCCGCUUCGGCUUCCUCGCGGCCCUGGGGGGGUCUCCGCGCGGCGGCGGCGGGGGCGGCGGGGCUGUGGGCAGGAUCUGCCCCCAAGCGCCUCCUCUCUUCCCGGAACCGUCCUGAGGGCAAAGUGCUGGAAACAGUGGGUGUAUUUGAAGUGCCAAAACAGAAUGGCAAAUAUGAAACAGGGCAGUUAUUCCUCCAUAGCGUGUUUGGAUACCGGGGAAUAGUUCUGUUUCCUUGGCAAGCUAGGUUGUAUGAUCGAGACGUUACUACUCCAGUGCCUGAAAAGGGUGAGAAUUCAGCAGGCCACGGAUCCAAAGAAGUGAAGGGGAAGACGCACACUUACUACCAAGUGCUCAUAGAUGCUCGCGACUGUCCCCAUAUAUCCCAGAGAUCUCAGACAGAAGCUGUGACUUUCUUAGCGAACCAUGAUGAUAGCAGAGCCCUCUAUGCAAUACCAGGACUUGACUAUGUAAGCCAUGAAGACAUCCUUCCAUACACAUCCACCGAUCAAGUGCCCAUCCAGCAUGAGCUGUUUGAACGGUUUCUGUUGUUCGAUCAGACAAAAGUUCCACCCUUUGUGGCGAGGGAUACACUGUGUGCUUGGCAGGAGAAAAACCAUCCCUGGCUGGAACUCUCCGAUGUGCACCGGGAAACUACCGAAAACAUCCGCGUGACGGUCAUCCCGUUCUACAUGGGCAUGCGAGAAGCCCAGAAUUCCCAUGUCUACUGGUGGCGCUACUGUAUCCGCCUGGAGAAUCUGGAAAACGAAGUGGUGCAGCUCCGGGAAAGGCACUGGCGGAUAUUCAGCUUGUCUGGAACACUGGAGACUGUUCGUGGCCGGGGAGUAGUGGGGCGAGAGCCAGUCCUGUCCAAAGAGCAGCCAGCCUUCCAGUACAGCAGCCACGUCUCCUUGCAGGCAUCCAGCGGUCACAUGUGGGGCACUUUCCGCUUUGAACGGCCCGACGGCUCUCACUUUGAUGUCCGAAUCCCACCCUUCUCUCUGGAAAGCAACAAGGACGAGAAGACGCCCCCUUCCGGUCUCCACUGGUAGAGCUGUCCUCAGGAAACCAGGCACUCCAGGAACCGGCACCCCCUUUUUCAAAGGCUGAAAUGGAUUGUGUUUUUAAAAAACAUUUUGAUCCCCCCUCCCUUUGU
Messenger RNA from Euleptes europaea (tarantolino), 1229 nucleotides. RefSeq names its product DNA polymerase delta interacting protein 2 (gene POLDIP2). The transcript is spliced from 11 exons. Bases 1 to 1125 code for a protein of 374 amino acids. Gene Ontology annotation, biological process: error-free translesion synthesis. The record is from RefSeq and is a predicted model, not a curated record. Gene Ontology annotation, molecular function: DNA binding. NCBI's taxonomy places the organism in Eukaryota, Metazoa, Chordata, Lepidosauria, Squamata, Sphaerodactylidae. Gene Ontology annotation, cellular component: mitochondrial nucleoid; nucleus.